Prosopis cineraria is the source of this 743-nucleotide messenger RNA. RefSeq names its product transcription factor bHLH162-like. Bases 28 to 579 code for a protein of 183 amino acids. The record is from RefSeq and is a predicted model, not a curated record. Lineage: Eukaryota; Viridiplantae; Streptophyta; Magnoliopsida; Fabales; Fabaceae. Gene Ontology annotation, molecular function: RNA polymerase II transcription regulatory region sequence-specific DNA binding; protein dimerization activity; DNA-binding transcription factor activity, RNA polymerase II-specific. Gene Ontology annotation, biological process: regulation of transcription by RNA polymerase II. Gene Ontology annotation, cellular component: RNA polymerase II transcription regulator complex. The transcript is spliced from 3 exons.
UUGUCUUAAUUAUAGAUUCUGCCGAUAAUGGAGAGCGUUCCAGGUGCUUCGUCCAGAGGCGAUAGGAAAGUUAUAGAGAGGAACCGAAGAAGCCAAAUGAGGGCUCUUUACGCCAAGCUCAACUCGCUGCUUCCUCAUCAAUCCUCCAGGGAAUCGAUUUCGCUGCCGGAUCAGCUGGAUGAAGCCACGACCUACAUAAAGAAGCUUCAGAUAAGGUUGGAGGAGUUGAAGGAGAAGAAACUCAACCUUGUGGGCACCGACAAUAAGAGAAAUGCUCAUGGGAGCCAAAUUCACAAUGGAGGAAUGAUUUUGGGGUCGAAAUCACCUAAAGUUGAGACUCACCAAAUGGGUUCGGCAUUAGAGGUUUCUGUGAUUACUGGGUUGGAUUGCCAGUUCAUCUUCAACGAGUUCAUUCGCAUUCUUCACGAAGAAGAAGCCGAAGUUGUUAACGCCAGUUAUUCAGUCGUUCAUGAUGCUGUUUUUCAUAUCAUACACUGUCAGAUAGGAGAAUAUGGUAACAGAGCUGAGAGGAUAUCGGAGAGAUUAAAGAGGUUCGUGUACGGUUCUGGCACAUUUUGAAGAGAAUGGCAGUGUCUGCUUCCCGUGGAAUUUUGAAUAUACAUCGGAAUGUGAAUAACUUGUGCUUAGUUUGUUUGUAACAGACAUAUAUAUAUAUAUAUAUAUAUUCAUAUCAUAUCUAUAAACUCAGCUGAUCUUACUAUAUGCUUCCUUUGUCAAUUUUG